Messenger RNA from Suricata suricatta (meerkat), 1634 nucleotides. It is a transcript of the gene NIPAL3, whose product is annotated as NIPA like domain containing 3. The record is from RefSeq and is a predicted model, not a curated record. Gene Ontology annotation, cellular component: membrane. Gene Ontology annotation, biological process: magnesium ion transport. Gene Ontology annotation, molecular function: magnesium ion transmembrane transporter activity. The coding region runs from base 347 to 1567 and encodes 406 amino acids. The transcript has 12 exons. Lineage: Eukaryota; Metazoa; Chordata; Mammalia; Carnivora; Herpestidae.
CCCGGCCGCUCUUGAGUUGGGGAAGGAAUUAAGGAGGCUGUGCGUCCGGGUUGCACGAAGAGUCCAAGUCAUUUCUCAGAAACCUGGGAUAGGUGGGCCUUAGAGAAAACGCCACCGGGCACCGCGGGGACAAGGACUCGCGCCCUUCCCUGCCUGCUUGGGAGAGACACAACCUGGCACUGGUCGGGGUGAAGGAAAGGGAGAGGCUGUAAAUCAGCCAGGAGAGCCUCGAAGUCCUCCAGCGGCCCCGGUGAAAGGAGGCAACACCCAGCAGCAAGAGAUGGUGCCGGGGUUCGGCCCCGCCUAGCGGCAGCCACGGCCCCCCAAGGAAUGUGCCCCUAGCGCCAUGGACCGAGCCCGCGGUGCGGCCCUGCAGCUGCGCCCGCUCUCGCCCACGAGCGGCGCAGACCCCAGCAGCGAGGCCUCCUUCUCCUACAAGGAGAACCUGAUCGGCGCCCUUCUGGCCAUUUUCGGGCACCUUGUGGUCAGCAUCGCGCUCAACCUGCAGAAGUACUGCCACAUCCGCCUGGCAGGCUCCAAGGACCCCCGGGCCUACUUCAAGACCAAGACAUGGUGGCUAGGCCUGCUGCUGCUGCUGCUGGGUGAGCUGGGCGUGUUCGCCUCCUACGCCUUCGCCCCGCUGUCGCUGAUCGUGCCGCUCAGCGCUGUCUCCGUGAUUGCCAGCGCCAUCAUAGGCAUCAUAUUCAUCAAAGAAAAAUGGAAACCUAAAGACUUUCUGAGGCGCUAUGUCUUGUCCUUUGUUGGCUGUGGUUUGGCCAUCGUGGGCACCUACCUGCUGGUGACAUUCGCACCCAACAGUCACGAGAAGAUGACAGGCGAGAACAUCACCAGGCACCUCGUGAGCUGGCCCUUUCUCUUGUACAUGCUUGUGGAGAUCAUUCUGUUCUGCUUGCUGCUCUACUUCUACAAGGAGAGGAAUGCCAACAACAUCAUCGUCAUUCUGCUCCUGGUGGCCUUGCUCGGCUCAAUGACGGUGGUGACCGUGAAGGCCGUGGCUGGGAUGCUGGUCCUGUCCAUCCAGGGGAAUCUGCAGCUGGACUACCCCAUCUUCUACGUGAUGUUCGUGUGCAUGGUGGCCACCGCUGUCUACCAAGCCGCGUUUUUAAGUCAAGCCUCACAGAUGUACGACUCCUCUUUGAUUGCCAGCGUGGGCUACAUUCUGUCCACUACCAUUGCUAUCACAGCAGGCGCAGUAUUUUACCUGGACUUCAUCGGGGAGGACGCGCUACACAUCUGUAUGUUUGCACUGGGGUGCCUCAUUGCAUUCUUGGGUGUCUUCUUAAUCACCCGUAACAGGAAGAAGGCCAUUCCAUUUGAGCCCUACAUUUCCAUGGACGCCAUGCCAGGUAUGCAAAACAUGCAUGACAAGGGAAUGACGGUUCAGCCCGACCUCAAAGCUUCUUUUUCCUACGGGGCCCUGGAAAACAACGACAGCAUUUCUGAGAUCUGCGCUCCUGCCACGCUCCCGGUCAUGCAAGAAGAACACAGCUCCGGGGCUGCCUCCGGGGUCCCCUACCGAGUCCUGGAACAUACCAAGAAGGAAUGAGCCCACCUGGAAGGAGAGGCUCUCCUUCCCUCCUUGUAGAACUGCUCGAGCCCUGCCCAUAGCGGUU